This is a messenger RNA of Gavialis gangeticus (Gharial), 5528 nucleotides long. RefSeq names its product family with sequence similarity 63 member B (gene MINDY2). Gene Ontology annotation, biological process: protein K48-linked deubiquitination. NCBI's taxonomy places the organism in Eukaryota, Metazoa, Chordata, Crocodylia, Gavialidae. The coding region runs from base 1808 to 2875 and encodes 355 amino acids. Gene Ontology annotation, molecular function: cysteine-type carboxypeptidase activity; cysteine-type deubiquitinase activity; K48-linked deubiquitinase activity. The record is from RefSeq and is a predicted model, not a curated record. The transcript has 8 exons. Gene Ontology annotation, cellular component: cytosol; cell periphery.
CAAUGUCAAAAAUAUUCUGACGUGUUGUGGUCUUUCUGACUUCUUUGCAACAGAAUAAUUGUUCUGUUUUUCUGUAGCCAGAAAUUAGUGAAAAAUAAGAACUAGAAUUUUCUGAAGGGUACCUUAAGUCUAAAAAGGUUGAGGACUACUGCCAUAGAGGCUCAGAAGAUCAUUGCUAGGGUUAGUACUUUGACUGAAGUCUGUUGCAGUAGGACUGCUUUUUCUGCUGCUUCCCCUGAGGUGUAGGGACCAAAAUACAGAGAUAGCAGGUCACCUUGGUGCCUUUGAAACUUGAAGCAUCCUGCCUAUGCUGCUACUUAAAGAGCUCAAUCCCCUUAAAUAUACCAUGCCUUAAGAUAGAAAGAAUACCUCGCAAUGGCAGAAAAUACCAUUUUAGCUAUAUCUGAGGCAUUGAAAGUGGUGUACAAAGAGAAUACUGGCUGUGAGCUGGCCUUGAUUCAUAAGCCUUCAGUUCUUCCAUCUGUUCCCUUGGUAGUUAUUUUAUUAUGCCUGAUUGAUAGUUAAUUUCAAAGGAGAAUAUUGUAUUUGAAGAGCUGAGUUUAUUAAUAAAUGAUUUUCAUCUUUAGGUUUAUGGAAGCACAUAACUUAUAAUCAAAUGGAGUCAGCUUUUUGGAUACUUUUCAUGAAGGGUGGGAUUUUUCUGUUCUGUGCUUCUCUUGAAACCAUUGCACUACCAAAAAAGUAGGGCCCAAUAUUGAUGAAUGUAUUUAAGCCCCUUUUUUGAAACUUGGUAUUUCUAACAGCUCUCUUUGAAGUAGGCAGAAGAGAGCCCAAAGUAUGUUUUUGGUUUGUUUUUUUUCCAGGCCCCAGUUUUCAUUAAAAAACUAUCAUGUCCAAACUCUUUGUAUGGAAAAGAUCUUAAGUUUUUGCCUGACCUUGUAGUAGAUUAUAAAAUAAAAAUCUGUUUAGUUUAUUUGAAGAGAUCUUUAAAACAGUUUAAACUCAUCCUGGGAAGUAGAGGAGAGAGAGGAUUAACUGCCUUAACAGGACAUGAGGAUGAGGUCCUCUUUUUAGGAUUGGGGUGUUCUGGGUCUGUGGAAAGACUCCUUCCUAUAGUACUGUCACCCUCUACUGAUUGGAGUUGAAGAGCUAGAGGUGGCUUUAUUUACUUCUUUGGAAAAAGAGACAGUUGAAGUGUGUUUCCUGAAGUUAGGAUGUCAUACUUCAUGAAACCAGUAUAGUUAGAAUUGGUAGGCAUACUGUGGGCAUAUAGAGUUAACAGCUGGUUGCUCCCUGAAGGCUCAUGCUCUCUUUCCAUGUUCUUCCGUUGCUUCCUUCUGUUGCCUGAGGGACUCCCACUGUGCCACUCAGGGUGGGUUUGUGUAUGAGAAAGGGAAACUGUCAAGUGUGCCUUCAAGACGAUGAGAAUGAAUACAUCUCAUCUACUGGAGCUGUAGUCCUGUUCACAGUGCUGGUCCUGCACCAUGCGGGGUCAGGUUGGAGAGCAUCUUGGAGAUGACAUCCUCUCAAAUAUUUCAGGGGAGGAGAGUCUGGAACUGAGUCUACUGAAAAUUGUCUGGGAUCACAGAUGGCUUCAGUACUGAGCUGUCCAGUGCUUGAGGUGAUGUCUUGUUUUGAGGAGGUAAUUCUUUGUGCUUAAGGUAAAGUUUUAGGUGUGGAAGGUCUUUGUUGAGAUCAAUGGCAGUAUAGUACCGGGGUAGCAUGGUUCUUAGGCAAAGGAACCAUUGGUGUCAGAUCUUUGGGAAGAGAAACGGAUCUGUGAUUUUUUUUUUUCAGUUUAAUGACCACGUGGGAAAGGUUUUGAGCCUCUUGUGUGGAACUGGCAAUGACAAGCUGUGCCUGGAUUGCUGGCUGGAGUGGUGUUCCUGCCUCAUUGCUGAGGAGUGUGGUCUGUGACGGGAGGCAACUUUUGAGGAGGCACACCAGGGACAGGCUGGUCACAGUUUCCUCAGGAGUCCUCUCCUCUUUAAGCUGGUGGACAGAUUUGUUACAGAAUAUGAGUGAUGCAAUGGCUAUUUUACAUAAACUGCAGACGGGCCUGGAUGUUAAUGUGAAAUUCACUGGUGUACGAGUAUUUGAAUACACACCUGAAUGUAUUGUGUUUGACCUUCUUGAUAUUCCCUUGUACCAUGGAUGGUUAGUGGACCCUCAGAUUGCUGACAUAGUGAAAGCAGUUGGCAACUGUAGCUACAAUCAGUUGGUGGAGAAAAUAAUCUCUUGUAAACAGUCAGACAACAGUGAGCUGGUUAGUGAAGGAUUUGUAGCAGAGCAAUUUCUGAACAACACAGCCACUCAGUUGACAUACCAUGGAUUAUGUGAGCUGACUUCAGCAGUUCAAGAAGGAGAACUUUGUGUGUUCUUCAGGAACAACCAUUUUAGCACCAUGACCAAAUAUAAGGGUCAGCUUUACCUGCUGGUGACAGACCAGGGGUUUCUUACAGAAGAGAAAGUUGUUUGGGAAAGUUUACACAACGUAGAUGGUGAUGGGAAUUUCUGUGAUUCUGAAUUUCACCUUCGGCCUCCAUCAGACCCAGAAACUGUAUACAGAGGGCAGCAAGAUCAAAUAGAUCAGGACUAUCUGAUGGCAUUGUCUUUACAACAAGAGCAGCAGAGCCAAGAAAUCAAUUGGGAAGAGAUCCCUGAAGGAAUUAGUGAUCUUGAGCUAGCCAAGAAACUUCAGGAAGAGGAGGAUAGGCGAGCCUCUCAAUACUAUCAGGAACAAGAACAAGCAGCUGCAGCUGCAGCUCAGGUCCAGCAGGUACAAGGAGCAGCUUCUCCAGCAAGCGGAAGACAAUCUGGGAGCAGUGAACGCAAACGAAAAGAACCUCGGGAGAAGGAGAAAGAGAAAGAGAAGGAGAAAGAAAAAGAAAAGAACAGUUGUGUCAUUUUGUAACAGGAGAUGGAUUGUUGCCUGGAGCCAAGUGCACGUCGUCGGAAAUAAGAACAAGGAAUAAAAAGGAAGAUAAACCCGUUACAUGCCGCCUGUGCCUGAUUAUCCCCAUGGAUUUUGUUCCUGCUUAAGGAGAGGAUGGGUGACCACUUUGUUACAAUCGUACAGACUUUUGUCAAAGUCCUAGUGCACGCUCGUUGAGAUGAAAUUCCAAACCACAAUCGGAUGCGGCUGUGCUUUGAGUCAGUCAUGAGAAUAUUGCACCUUGUAGCUGAACACACAUCACAGCAAGUUUUGUGUCAUAGUGACAUGCAUUAUUCAUAAUAUCAGUUAGUAAGCUAUUUCAUCUUUUACUCGACAGAAAGGAAGUAAUAUGUUUUGUGUCAGAUUUCUUCCUGAAGUCUUUACAUCAGCACAACAGAAUCAUGGUUCUUUUCAUGGUAUGAAAUAUAACUUAGACUGGGUAUUAAUGGCACUAGAGCCCAAUGAGCUUCCCAGCACACUGCCUCCUCAACAUGCCCAGAUUCUUCGUGUUCAGGUUCUGGUGUCCCACGUGCAUUCUUUUUCCCGGGAUUACACUGGUUAGUGCAGUCAUUGCACCAUCCAGCCAGCUUUACUUUUGCCCUAUUAGUAAGUGGUCUGUCAAAUGUCUUACUGAAAAUUGUGUGUUACAGAAAAUCGGAGCAUCUAUUGAUAAGCAAGAUAUAUCUUCAUUAUUACUUCUCUUGCAGUUAAAAACUGGGUAUUGUAACUCAGAACUUAUCAGGGUUGAACAAAUGAUUUUAUAGUUUCUUUUCUUUAGAAUUUUCUCUUAUAGGUAAACUGGACCAGAGAAGUUGUUCUUAUUUAUUGACCUCUUCAUGUGGUAGGUGAUAUGUGGAAGGAAACUAAAAGUCUAUAAUAAUUCUUUUCCUAUGUAGGAAUGCAGAAUCAAAAUAACUAACUUAAUAUCUGCCUUUUUCCAGAAGUACCUUGAACCUUAAGAUGAUGUUAACAUGUCCACUUGUACAUUUAAGCAGGUGUACUGUACACAAAUACUUUUUUUUAAAUCACGUAUCUGUAAAAAGCACACUUUUGCAGGGUCAGAGAGAGGUUAAAUUGCUCUCUAGGAUUGUUUGGAAAGUCUCACAGGUGUAGUAUCACUUUGUUUUUUAAAUCACUAAUCUAAAGUUUUGGGAAAUGUCUGUAGAAAUAACCAGAUUUUCUAAUUUAUGGGAACCAAAUAAACACAUUGCAUCUCGUAGAAUUUAUAGGAUACAGAAACAAAAUAUUUGCUGAAUUUUAUUAUGAGGAAACCACAAAUCCUCCAUUUCAAUAGGGAAAGUCAGUAAUAAUUACUUUAUUGCUGAUCCUUUUGAUAAACUUUAUAUUUAGCAAUUUGUAGAUACUUUGAAAAGGGCUGCUUGUGCUGGAAAAGUCCUGAUUUGCACACUAAGUCUGGGUAAGUGCAUUCUCAUAAUUGAGUAUGGAACCGCUUAAAGCAGCCAGCUGGAACAUGACAUUCCUAUUUUUGGAUGUAAGAUGUCUGUCGGGUGCAAUUUUUAAAAAGUCUUGAUUUUGAAACGUAGAUAUAUGGGUAAAGAACUGCUCUAAAGUUUUUUUCAAACAGCGUUGCCAUCAUGAUCAGAACCAGUCAUCACACACAUCUGUUGCAUACUAAAAUAAAAAAAGUAGACUGAUAUAAAGUAAGAUUAUUUAUUACAAUAACUGUGGACAGUCUGGAUUACUUUUUUCCUCAGCUUUUUCUUUCUAUCCAUUUGUUACACUUUGUUACUACAUUCUUUUUAUUAUACUGAAGUGAUGAAUGGUUAAAGAAGGUCUUUGUUGGACAUUAAAUCUCAGAUACAGAAACUUCUUGGCAAUUAUAGAUAGAACUAUACUUGGUUAUUAAUACCUAGAUGUACACAGCUAAAAUAACAAUCUGUGUCAAACAGUUAACUUCAUUUCUUUUGCUGAAAUGAACCAUUUCUUUAAAUAAAUUUAUAUUCAUAUUAGGAUGAACAUAAGCUUAAUAGAUCUGCUUUUCUUUACACUGAAUGGAAGAUAUCAACGUUGUAUUAUAUUGGAACAACAAAGGCACCAAACUAGAAUGUUGUUUAAAAAGCAAUGUGUUAGUGAAGGGAUUUUUCCCAUACUUGUGUAUAUCCAUUUAUUUAUUGCCCUUGACAAAUAAAUGUGUCAACUUUAAGCUUUGUUAAUUAAUUAUUUCUGGUAAUGAUACUACCAUUUUGAAUUCCCAACUAAAAUUAAUUUGGCAUUAUAGCUGUCAAGUUCAGUAAACCAUAGUUAAUUGAUAUAUGGGAUAAUUACCAGUUUUCCAUCUUUCCCAUAGUAUCAACUCCUGUUUAUCAGAAGAGUCACUAUUAUUUGCAUUCCCCUUGGAGUGGUGAAUUAACUGGAGUUUACUGUAAAUAAUUUUGUAAACUAAAGUCACAAAAUAAUUAACUGCAUUUACUAGUAGUACCAGAAAAGUUUGUGUAGCACUUCCACUUCAUGUCCCACUGACUCUCCUGAAACAUAAUGUACUGAUGGUAAUAUUGUCAUAUUUGGUUACAGUGGAAGAAAACAAAUGAAAUAAGAAUGUGUGUUUAAAAAGUAAGUUUUCUAGAGAAUUUGGUUUCUCCUCAAUAAAGAUUUUAUCAAUUUCAGAACUAUU